CUCGUAAAUGUGCAUAAAAAGUCCACUAUUAUUAAUCUUCCUUUGACCUCUCCAAUCAUGAAUUUCUCAGAACUUAGCUUCUUCUUACCCCAAAUGCGCAUUUUUUCUUGUGAUAGAUCAUUAUUGUCGUGUACACGUACGCCUACGGGGCCACUCGUCAAAGCCUAGCUCGUUAAACGGCAGCAUAAGGCCAUGGUUGAAGGACGUAAGCGUGGCCGACCCAGAGUCGACCCCAAAUCGGACAACUGGUAUGGUGUCAGCGAUGCAAAAGAGCGGAAGCGGAUUCAGGACAGAUUGGCGCAAAGAGCGAGACGAAAUCGCCUCGGCUCACAAGUGACCACGAAUAUUCAAGCUCCUGAGAGUCACUCAACCGUCUCGGAAGCGACUUCUCAGCCUGCCUCACAAGCGACUGGGACUUCGCUUGAGGUAGCCUCGCAGCAAGCACAAACCCAGGGCCAAGUCACGAGCUUAGCACUAUUACCAUCCGAUGCAGCGGCCCAGGAUUCUACCAGGUCACCGCCGUCCUGGAUGUGGACUUACCUGAGACGAUACCAACAGACGACAGUCGACCACAGAUUCCUAUGCUGGCCUGCGUGGCCGCUUUACGCCGCACUAGUCACUCACGGGACCAUGCAAGGAACCAGCUGCCCAGAUGCCGGAGACCAAGUGAAGUCUCCUAUGGAGUAUCUCGCAUUGCCGGAUCCCCUGAGGCCAUCACCUCUGCAGCUAGCCGUUGCGCACCCGAGAUGGAUCGACCGGUUUCCCUUCCAGCGGUUCAGAGACAAUAUGAUCCUCCUGCUCGGGUUGAUUGACCUGGAUGAGUUCAUCGGUGACAUGUUCGGCAUGGCAAGCUUGAUCCUGCGAAUCGAGACUCAGCGAGCCACGUGGGAUCCAGCAGCUUGGGCCAUAGGGACGGAGUUCUCCUCAAAAUGGGGCUACUUGUUUUUAUAGCUGGGACCUGACCUCGGUGAACUACCCAUGAGGGGAUGUUGAGUUCGACGCCUGUGACGACUAUUGCGUCUUCCAGAUUCGCUCGAGGAUACCAACGACAGGA
Molecule: messenger RNA, 1054 nt
Organism: Exophiala viscosa
Lineage: Eukaryota; Fungi; Ascomycota; Eurotiomycetes; Chaetothyriales; Herpotrichiellaceae
Exons: 2
Coding region: 193-951 (252 amino acids)
Source: RefSeq, a predicted model, not a curated record